UGUUGGGAAGCCUACUACUGAGGAGGGCGCAGGUGUACACUGCACCGUAGCUAGGAGGCGCCGCUGGGAUGCGAGGCGCCGGGGGGGGACUGAGCACGACGCUGGCGGGAAAGGUCAGCGUAGUGGCGGUCGAGGGCGACAGUGUAAGGGCAUCGCGAGGAGGUAUGACCGUGGAGGCGUCGCAAACACCCACACCGGCCCAAAAUGGUCGCGCGCUCCUCGGCGGAAAGGACAUCGCGAGGAGGGACAAAGCCCUGCGGGAGGUCCUGCUGAGGGACCUUGGGGGGCGAUGCGCCAGUGUGACUAAGGCGGCUGCAUGCCCGAGAGAGGGUGGAGAGGGCGAGCUGGAGGCGCUCGACUAUAGGGAGGGUAAAAUCCUCCAGGUGGUAGUGGACGGCCUCGCAGAGGUAGAGGUCGUCGCUAUGGUCACCCUCAGGCGGCAGCGGGGCAACAACGUCAUGCUCACCAUACUCGAGCGCGCUGAAGUGGCGCGAGAAGUGGUGGCCCUGCUGCGCGGAACAGCGGGGGCGGCCGCGGAAAGGAGAACGACAUUGGGAAGUGCCGUGAGAGGAGGGGGCGUAGCCUGUACGCCGAGGCUGGGAGGAGGGAGUGGGGUGAAGACGGGCCCGCAUUUGCUGAUGGGUCCUGGUGGCCUCAAUCUGGGCGGGUGCACCUAUAGAGUGAGGGAGGGUCUGGCCAGUGGCGACCGUCAUGGUAGGAGCGUGGACGGUCACCAGGAUGGCCGGGUCGGGGGUGGCAGAGGAGGAAGCUCCGCCGUGGCCACCAUGUCGGAGGACGGGGGACACGGACUAGGAGCCAAGGGAACAGAAAGAGUUGGGAGAGGAAGGACGGGCAGCGUCCUGAAGUUGCCGCAUGCCAGCGGCAAGAGUCGCCAUGUGCUCCUGUAGAGGCGCAAGGGUCGCCAGUUGCACCUGGAUGGGCGCGAGGAGGGAGGUGAGGAGGGUGUGCAAAUCCCCCUAGGGUUGAUGGCCCUGGUCCGCCGUCAUGGGUAUGGAGCCCGGUGCCGAGGUCGUCGCCGCGUCCGCAGCUUGUGACACGCCGUUGGGCAUGGGGAGGUGACGUGUCGGACUGGAGGGGGCCAGAGGAGGUCCGCGUGAGCGGACGGCGUAGGGGGGGGUCCGCGGUAGAAAGCGAUGGGUGUCGCUAGUGAGUCGAGCGAGGGCGCCCGCAAAGGGGGAAGGAUGGUUCGGGUCCAGGGUGCCCGAAUGGAAAGGGGGAGUAGCGGGGGGGGUAGGAAAACCCUAAACCCUAGAAAAACCCUAAGAAAACCCUAACCGGGGUUUGAGUGGUUAGGGUAGGGUACCGGUGACCUAAUCAAGAAAAUAAAAUAGC
Messenger RNA from Chara braunii, 1353 nucleotides. Lineage: Eukaryota; Viridiplantae; Streptophyta; Charophyceae; Charales; Characeae. The record is from the annotation of a GenBank genome assembly.